UUGGUUGUGCCGCACAGCCGGAGCGCGGUGCUUGAAGCUCAUUGGUCCCUGUGGCAAGGAGCGGGAAAAGCCGCUCGAGUCAGCCGUUCCUCUUCGCCACUUUGUCGCCCUUUUCCUUGGACCUGGCUGAGUGUGAUUCGGCUCAAGGCUGUGACUCCCAACUGCUUGGAUUGCAGCUAUGAGCCAGCAUAGCGUGCAUGGAUCAAUAAAUGUUUGUUAACCUAAUGGAGUCCAAGAAAAAUACGGAAUGAUACAGGCUAGUGUUAAAAUCUCAGUUACCUCAGGAGGCUGAGGAAGGAGGAUAGCAAGUUCAAGGCCAGCCCCUACCACUUAUCAAGACCUUGUCUUUAAAAAAAGGGGGGGUUAGUAUGUGUCUAUAAGGCCCUAGAUUCAAUGCUUUUUUUUGUUUGUUUGGUUGGUUGGUUGGUUUUGGUUUUUGGUUUUCAGUUUUUCUCCGAAGAGUUUCUCUGUGUUGCCCUGGUUACCUUGAAACUCCCUCUGUAGACCAGGUUGGCCUCAAACUCAGAGAUUUGCCUGCCUCUGCCUCGCAAGUGCUGGGACUAAAGGCGUGCGCCCCCACUGCCCAGCUCAAUGCCCAUUUUUUAAGCCCUCCAGUGAAAAUGGGAUCGGAAAUCUCUUGAGAAUAAUAUUGUGACUGGAGAGUACAAAAACAAAGACAAAAGCUGAGCUUGCUGACAGACACCUUCAACCCCAGCACUCUGGAAGCAGAGGCAUUUGGGUCUCUAUGAGUUUGAGUCCACCCUGGUCUACAGCCAGGAAUACACACGUAGUGAGGUCUUGUCUCCAAAAUUUAAUUAAUUAAUUAAUUAAUUUUUUAAAAAUCAGGGGCGCUGAGGAGAAGGCUCAGUUGAUAGUGCUUGGGCACAUGCCUGAGUACCUGAGUUCAGGUCCCCACUUUAAAAGUUGGGCACAGUGACAUGCCUGUAACCCCACCACUAAGAGUGGGGAGCUGAGACAGGUGGAUCUCUAAGCUCACUGGCCAGCCAGUCUAGCUAAAGCCAUGUGCUUCAGAUUUCAGCAAGAUGACCUUGACUAAAAAAAAAAAAAAUCAAAGUGGAGAGCAAUGGAGAAAAGCCAUCUAAAAAUGUCAGCUCUACACAUACAUGCAUGCAUCCACAUACACACUCUUAAAACACACACCCAAAAUCAUAAUGAUGGCAUACAAAGAGCAGAUUGACUUGGCUAGCACAUGUGGAACUUAGAAUUGGGGGGGGGGGGGAAGCAAAAAUGUUUUUAAGGACUGGAUAAAUGCAAAGGGGUAUGAUGCUAGUUGUUGAAGGGAAUGCCUGAAAACCCUGUUUGGUAGAAUAGAGUGUAAGCAUGCUUGAGGGGCCUGGGAGGGCAAACGCCUACAUGCCUGAACCUGGCAUGCAGCAUGGCAAAAGAGAAGAACGUUUGUAUUGAACAAAUACUUGAGAAAGAAAAAGCGUAGUUUCUGAGAAAGGAGGAUCUAUGAGAAAGGUUGUGGGGUGAAGAGAGGAGAUGGCAGGGUGAAAGGUGGGUCCUUAGAGGAGCAACAUGGAUCACCACAGAUGUAGCUUCCCAAAAGCAGAAGGGCUGGUUAGGACAGAGCUCACGUAACUCUCCUGACCUACCACUCCUGCCCUAGAUCCAUGGACCCCAGUGAAGCACCUGCUGUCCACCCCUGCUCUGCUGACUCCUCCCCGGGGGAUGAGACCAGAGUUUCCCAGAGCACAGAGCUUAUCCCCAAGAGACCUGUCAGUCGCUCUCCAACCUGUGCCCGCUGUCGCAACCAUGGUGUCACAGCCCAUCUCAAGGGCCACAAGCGCCUCUGCCUCUUUCAGGCUUGCGAGUGUCACAAAUGUGUCCUCAUCCUGGAACGUCGGAGAGUCAUGGCUGCCCAAGUAGCCUUGCGUAGGCAGCAGGAGGCUCAGCUGAAGAGGCACCUGGCCCAGGGACUGAUAAAAGGGGCAACCCCUCUGAAAGCUCCCCUCCGUGUCAAGAAGGGAGCCAUUCGACCAGGGGUCCCUUCUGGAAAGGAGAACAUAGCACCCCAGCCUCCGAGUCCCCAUGGAGCAGUCCCACUGGUGCUGACACCCCCUGGGAAGGAGAACUAUGGGCCUCUGCUGCUCAGCCGCCCCCAGGAAGCCUUGCCUUUGCCCUGGACACCACUGCCUCCUGGACCUUGGGGCCCCGGACACUGGCUGCCCCCAGGACUCUCAAUGCCACCUCCAGUAGUGUGCCGCUUGCUGUGUCAAGAACCUGCUGUCCCUCUACAUCCUUUCCCUGGCUUUGACCCUGGCACAUCUCUCCUGCUGCCCACUCAUGGGACCCUCCCAACCUGCCCAGGAUCUCGCUCAGUACUGGCAGCUCCACUUUCUGGAGAGCCCCAAGGACCCCCUAACCUGCCUCACACAUGUUCGACUCUGAUACUCCAGUCCUGUGGCUCCCCAGACUCUCUUCUGCUACAGCCACAGGCCCCUGGAGCCUCUUGCCUGGCCUGGACAUCUGGCCCCUCAGAGCGGCAGUUGCAGCGAGAGGCAGCUGAGGCCCUUGUAGGUCUGAAAGAUUCAUCCCAGGCUCCCCGCCUAACCCCAACUGUCCCCCCGAACCCUGCCUGGAUCUCUCUGCUGCACCCCUGUGGCCCACCAGCUCCUCCUGGGGGAAGAGGAUUCCAGCCUGUUGGCCCACCUCUCCGGCCUAGUCCGGCCUCCUCUGUCUCCCUGCACAUUGGGCGUCUGGGGUCCAUCUCUCUCCUCAGCUAGAAACCAGAGGUGGAGGCUGCCUUACUGGGACAAAGAGAUGACAAGCUGCAGGCACUGCAUAUUUGGUAUUUUAUUUAUGCAUUUUGCAUAGAAUUUAAUGUAAUGCAAGAUUCAGCCUUUUUUUUUUUUUUUAAGCUUUCUGGUUCCUUUUGUAGUGUGGGUAUUUCCUUGACUAGAAGUGAAUGUUCUCAUAGCCCUUUUUAAGUCCCUCAAUAGAGGUAGCUGGGCAGUUUAAGAGGACCAUAUCUAAAUACAUUUUUGCAUGAGUUUAUGUUAUAUGCCUGUAUGCUCAAGUCUGUCUCUGCAUGUGAAAAUACAAGAAUAUGUUCACUUUGUAUGUAAGUUUCCGUAAGCAAGAAAUAAACCUUUGCCAUUUAAACCAUCAA
Molecule: messenger RNA, 3133 nt
Organism: Peromyscus eremicus (cactus mouse)
Lineage: Eukaryota; Metazoa; Chordata; Mammalia; Rodentia; Cricetidae
Gene: Dmrtc2
Product: DMRT like family C2
Exons: 9
Coding region: 1635-2747 (370 amino acids)
Biological process (GO): regulation of DNA-templated transcription
Cellular component (GO): nucleus
Molecular function (GO): sequence-specific DNA binding
Source: RefSeq, a predicted model, not a curated record